AUGGCUAGCGCGAGUGUUGAGACAAGAAAAAAACAAUGUGCCAAAUGUAACGACGUGAAAACUAGUGGAGGAUUGUUCACUUGUGAUGGAUGUCAGCAGAUGUUUUGUGCACGACACGUCGGCGAACAUCGACAAGAGCUUGGUACUGAGUUAGAAAAUGCUAUGCAGGAAUACAAUUGCAUUCAAGAGCAAUCCAAUCAAUUAACAUUUGAUCGAUCCGUAUUGGAAAAAAUUGAUGCAUGGGAAAAAAGAUCGCUAGACAAAAUUAAACAAGCAGCUGAAAAGGUUCGUGGUGAUUUUCAUCGAUGGUGUCGCGAUAGUCACGACCGUAUAAAAAACGAGUGCACAGAACUGGGUACAGCUCUUGCUUCUGCUCACAAUCGAGAUGAUUUUUCCGAAUCAGAGCUCGACAAAUGGAAGAAAACAUUGAAUGAUUUGAAAACAAAGUUGCAAUCGAUAACAAAAGUUAGUAUUGUCGAAGAUCGACAAAUGCCAAUCAAUCUUAUUAAAAUGGAUCAUGUUACGUCUUUUGCAAAUACCCGUAUCCGACCUAAUAUACGAAUGUCAUCGAAGGCACACGUCCCAAUUGUGAAACCAGAAUUUCACCAAGUAGUAUCCAAUCAAACAGAAGAAGCAAACACCAUUGCUGAUACUAUCGAAUCAUCAAACACUUCCACUCGUCAUCCUCGAAAUGUCGAAGCUGCGAACUGUAAGCAACAGUAG
Adineta ricciae is the source of this 723-nucleotide messenger RNA. NCBI's taxonomy places the organism in Eukaryota, Metazoa, Rotifera, Eurotatoria, Adinetida, Adinetidae. The record is from the annotation of a GenBank genome assembly.